GGAGGCAGAGCUGCGGGGAGACGGAGCCUCCAGCGGGUGCUGCCGCGAGUGGCCGGCCGAGGGGGCUGGAAAUGAAAGUAAAGCGCUCCGGAGCCACAUGGACGGAGCUGCCGGGGCGGCGGCGCCGGGAGCAGGAUGCGGCCGCCCGUAAUUAAAUAGCAUUUACUCUUAUUAUUACUAAUAAUAAUAACGUAAUCAUACCUCUAGUCAUAGCAUACCACUUAUCGGGCUCGGCGCAGGCCCGCGGAGAGCGCAGCCCGGCCGAGAGACUGAUGGAGAGGCAGAGACGGAAGGCGGACAUCGAGAAGGGGCUGCAGUUCAUUCAGUCGACACUACCCCUAAAGCAAGAAGAAUAUGAGGCCUUUCUGCUCAAGCUGGUGCAGAACCUGUUCGCUGAAGGCAAUGACCUGUUCCGAGAGAAGGACUACAAGCAGGCCCUGGUGCAGUACAUGGAGGGGCUGAACGUGGCUGACUACGCUGCCUCCGACCAGGUGGCUCUGCCCCAGGAGCUGCUGUGCAAGCUGCAUGUCAACAGGGCUGCCUGCUACUUCACCAUGGGCCUGUAUGAAAAGGCGCUGGAGGACAGCGAGAAGGCGCUGGGCCUGGACGGCGAGAACAUCCGGGCACUGUUCCGCAAGGCACGCGCCCUCAACGAGCUGGGACGCCACAAGGAGGCCUACGAGUGCAGCAGCCGGUGCUCCCUUGCCCUGCCCCACGAUGAAAGUGUAACUCAACUUGGUCAGGAGCUGGCUCAGAAGCUUGGGCUGCGAGUUCGGAAGGCAUAUAAGAGGCCCCAGGAAUUGGAAACCUUUUCUCUGCUCAGUAACGGCACUGCAGCUGGUGUGGCAGAUCAGGGAACUUCCAAUGGAUUGGGGUCUAUAGAUGACAUCGAAACAGAGUGCUAUGUGGACCUGCGAGGCUCCCCGGCCCCCCUCCCCUCUACCCCGACGAUGCCCCUGUUCCCUCAUGUUCUGGACCUGCUGGCCCCCCUGGACAGCAGCAGCAGGGCCCUCCCCAGCACCGAGAGCCUAGACGACUUCUCCGACGGGGACGUCUUUGGUCCAGAGCUGGACACCCUCCUGGACUCACUGUCUCUGGUCCAGGGUGGCCUGCCCGGCAGCAGCGUGCCCAGCGAGUUGCCCCAGCUGAUACCCGUGUUCCCCGGCGGGACCCCGCUGCUGCCACCUGUGGUGGGUGGCUCCAUCCCUGUUUCCAGCCCACUGCCCCCUGCCUCCUUUGGUCUUGUCAUGGACCCCUCCAAGAAGCUGGCUGCCUCUGUGCUGGAUGCCCUCGACCCCCCAGGCUCCGCACUGGACUCCCUGGACCUGCUGCCGUACUCGGAGACCCGGCUGGAUGCCCUUGACAGCUUUGGGUCGUCGACUCGUGGCUCUCUGGACAAGCCCAACUCCUUCAUGGAGGAGACCAACUCACAGGACCAUCGUCCCUCCAGCAGUACUCAGAAACCAGCCUCCUCGCCAGAGCCCUCCAUGCCCAACACCGCCUUGCUGAUCAAGAACCCCUUGGCUGCCACCCACGAGUUCAAGCAGGCCUGCCAGCUGUGCUACCCCAAAACAGGCCCCAGGGCAGGCGACUACACCUACCGUGAGGGCCUUGAGCACAAAUGCAAGCGGGACAUCCUGCUUGGCCGGCUCCGCAGCUCCGAGGACCAGACCUGGAAGCGGAUCCGGCCCCGGCCCACCAAGACCAGCUUCGUGGGCUCCUACUACCUGUGCAAAGACAUGAUUAACAAGCAGGACUGUAAGUACGGGGAUAACUGCACCUUCGCCUACCAUCAGGAGGAGAUCGACGUGUGGACCGAGGAGCGGAAGGGCACCCUCAACCGUGACCUGCUCUUUGACCCGCUGGGGGGCGUCAAGCGUGGCAGCCUCACCAUAGCCAAGCUCCUUAAGGAGCACCAGGGCAUCUUCACUUUCCUCUGUGAGAUCUGCUUUGACAGUAAACCCCGGAUCAUCAGCAAAGGCACCAAGGACUCUCCAUCUGUCUGCUCCAACUUGGCUGCCAAGCACAGCUUCUACAACAACAAGUGCCUGGUGCACAUCGUCCGCUCCACCUCCCUCAAGUACUCCAAGAUCCGCCAGUUUCAGGAGCACUUCCAGUUCGACGUGUGCCGUCACGAGGUGCGCUACGGCUGCCUGCGCGAGGACAGCUGCCACUUCGCGCACAGCUUCAUCGAGCUCAAGGUCUGGCUGCUGCAGCAAUACUCAGGCAUGACCCACGAAGACAUUGUCCAGGAAUCCAAGAAAUACUGGCAGCAGAUGGAGGCCCAUGCAGGGAAGGCCAGCAGCAGCUUGGGUGCCCCGCGGACGCAUGGGCCCAGCACCUUUGACCUGCAGAUGAAGUUUGUGUGCGGCCAGUGCUGGAGGAACGGGCAGGUGGUGGAGCCUGACAAAGACCUCAAGUACUGCAGUGCCAAGGCGCGGCACUGCUGGACCAAGGAGCGGCGGGUCCUUCUGGUGAUGUCCAAGGCCAAGAGGAAAUGGGUGUCAGUGAGGCCACUGCCAUCCAUUCGCAACUUCCCACAGCAAUACGAUCUCUGCAUCCACGCGCAGAACGGCCGCAAGUGCCAGUACGUGGGGAACUGUUCCUUCGCACACAGCCCAGAGGAGAGGGACAUGUGGACGUUCAUGAAGGAGAACAAGAUCCUGGACAUGCAGCAGACCUAUGACAUGUGGCUGAAGAAACACAACCCAGGGAAGCCAGGGGAAGGGACCCCCAUCAGCUCUCGGGAAGGGGAGAAGCAGAUCCAGAUGCCCACGGACUACGCCGACAUCAUGAUGGGCUACCACUGCUGGCUCUGCGGCAAGAACAGCAACAGCAAGAAGCAGUGGCAGCAGCACAUCCAAUCUGAGAAGCACAAGGAGAAGGUCUUCACGUCCGACAGCGACGCGAGCGGCUGGGCCUACCGCUUCCCCAUGGGCGAGUUCCGGCUCUGCGACAGGCUCCAGAAGGGCAAGGCCUGCCCAGACGGGGACAAGUGCCGCUGCGCUCACGGGCAGGAGGAGCUCAGUGAGUGGCUGGACCGGCGCGAGGUGCUGAAGCAGAAGCUGGCCAAGGCCCGCAAGGACAUGCUUCUUUGCCCGCGGGACGACGACUUCGGCAAAUACAACUUCCUGCUGCAAGAGGACAGGAACACCGCUGGUGCCGCCCCAGAAGCCCCUGCUGCUGCCACCGUCACGGGGGAGUAGGGCCAGGUCUUGGCCAUGGGUGAAAUUCCAGGGUCGGGUGGGGGUGGGGACCGAGGGACUGACGGAAGGGCCAGGGCGGGCCAGGGCUGGGGGUGGGGGGCCGCCCUCGUCAGGCAGCCCCCAGCCCCCUGGAGCCCUGUCCAUCCUCUCUGCCCCCACCGCUCCAGUAUGCAUACCCAGGUGCACCAGCUGCAGUCCCAAGCAGUCCCAGGGUCCUCCUCUGGCUGAAACCCUGGGCAGACCCUCCCCCAAUCCCCGCCUUCGGCUCUCCUGGUUGGAGAGGGAGGGGCCUGGCUGACCCCUCCGGCUUCAGCCUACAGCUUUAACUUCUGUCUGCUCCUAAAGGGGGCCCAAAGCUCAGGGCUGCGGGGCGUGGGGUCCCCACUUGAACCUGCAGCAGGAGGGCCUUCUCCCUGUUCCACCCUCACCCUACCCCCACCUCCCUGGGGGCAGAUUAGGACACAGCAGAGGGCAGGAGGCCCCAAUAGCUUUAAAAUGCGCCCCCAGGAUGGAGCUGGAAACAUUGUACUGGUCAAUUCCCCUUUGGGCCUCAAUUUCCCCUCUGGUUGGAAGAGUGGGAGGGGCUGGGCUGGAUCAUCUCUGGAGCUGACUCUGGAGUCUGGCUGUCUCUAGUGAGGCUACCAGCCCAGCCCCUCUCCCUCAUGGGCCACUGAAUGUAGACGGUAGAUCCUCAGAGCCUUUGGUGAUGACCCAGCCCAAACCCCCAUUUUGCAGAUAGGAACACUGAGGCCUAGAAGGGAGGAGUGAUUUGCCCGGGGUUUCCAGCCCAUGGCAUGAGGUAGAGCUGGGAUGCAAAAUGUGGUCAGAAGACUCAAGGCCGGUUAUCGACAGGCGCCUCCGGGCUCUGGGCAGAGAUGUGACAGUCUCUGAAUCCGUGUGCAGCCAGAGUCCCGGGCAGCGCCAACCAGGGGCUGGGGAAGGGAGGCUCAGGGGUUGGUCUUUCAGCACCCUAUUAGGGACAGUCCCCUCCUGAGGAUGGUUGUAGGGAGUAUAGCAGCAAAGGUUACUUCCCCAUGCCUGCUUUGGGCAAGGUGGUAACAGGCAGGGCACCCAUGGGCUCAGGUUCUGCAUGAGGUGCUGGGGGAGGGCAGGGUGGUGGUUGGGGGACAUGGAGAGAAGGGAGACUUGACCCUGGGCACCAUGGGCCAUUCCAGGAUCGGACACAGCCCUUCUUUCCUGGGAACCCAGCAUGGUCCUCUCCCCCUUCUCCCCUAGACCCGGACAUACAAUUAUGACCGUCUGUCCCAGCCCCUCCCUGAUCCCCAGCCCUGCCAGCUGCCUGGGACCCUAGCUGACCCCCAGUCCUUGCCUCCACCCACCAAACCCUCUCUCAUCCCUCUCAUCUGAAGCGUCUGCGUGCACCCCGUCCUCUCCAUCCCACCCGCUGUGGGCAGACCAGCCUCCCCUGGUUCCCUAGACAUUCCAGAAUGCCCCACACCAUUGGCACAAUGGUGGGGACCCCCGGAAGGAACUGGGGACCACGGCUGGAGUCAGGGGAGGGGGUGAGAAUGGAACAGAGAGAAUGGAAUGCCCCUUAUUUCUCCUCCAGCAAGGAUUGAUAGUGUGCGAUGAUGUGAUGACGGGCGCCAGGGCUGCAGGGAACACUGUUCCUCUUGUCGCCACUGCCUGCCCUUUUCCCGAUAAUUGUGGCAUGCAUCUUUUCCUCUCCCUGCCCCCUUCCCCCAGCAGGCCAGCACUGCAGUUUGGGUGCUGGUGGCCUGGCUGGAGGGGAGGAGAGACCACACCCAAGGUGGGGGCUGUGGCCGUGAAUGUUGAUGACACUUGUUUCCCUGAUCCGUGGUGUUGCAGUCUGUCACCAGCCUUGUUUUUAGUGUGUAUAUAUGUCGCCCCCGUGAUGCAUAUAUACACAGGUAUUAAAUAUAUCGCUCUAUAUAAUAUUAUAUAUGUGUGUGGUAUCCGAGGAAUCACUUCUAAUGAGGGCUACAGAUAAAGAAUUUGGCAGGAAAAUGCAGUCAUCCUAGUGUAAUUAGGAGGAAUUUUCAGGGUCAUCAGGCCAUUUGCAAGGAUUCAGAAACUGGAGCCAUGGGUUGGAGGUGAUCUGGGCAGCAGGCGCAGAAGGGGCCCCGCCUGGGCCCAGCUCUGCCUGAUGGGUUCCAGACCACCCCAGCCCAGCGGGGAGAGAGCAGGAGUGCUCAGGGAAGAAAAUGAUCAGUGUUUGUCUCCCACCCAAAGGAAUAGGAUUAGAGUCCAGAUAUUUCUUCUUCAAUGUGUAAUCCGUCCAGGGGCCCUUGGGGUCUGGGGCUCCCUGGCCUGGCCAGGCUGGAUCCCUGGGCUGGGAAGAGACUGAGAAGCAAGGAGUAGGGUGGCAGGGAUAGGAGUAUACUUUGAUGACAAGGGUGAUUAUUUCAGUAGUGACCCUGCCAGGAGGCUCAGAGAAUUGAAUCAGGAGCCUGUCCCCACUGCCAGCAGGCAGGGACAAGACGUCAUGGUGAAUAUGGUGAUGGGCAGCAGGUGCCCCUGAUGUGAAUGUCCCUUUGGGGUGGGGCAAAGAGGGAUGCUGCAUUUCUCAGCUGGGCAGUAAUCAAUUUAAUGGUCCUUUUAAAAUGUCUGUGUAUUAAAAAUUUAAGAAUACCACACUUUAAUAUUAAAUAUGCAUAAGGUCUAGUAUCUUGAUAAUAAUGUAGAUGUUUUAAUAACAAUUUUUGUCCUUCUUAAAAUAAAAUGAAAGAAACUUGCCUCUUUUAGCCUUUGUUCUAGAAAAUAAACGUGUGCACUUUGA
This is a messenger RNA of Ceratotherium simum simum (southern white rhinoceros), 5967 nucleotides long. RefSeq names its product zinc finger CCCH-type containing 7B (gene ZC3H7B). Gene Ontology annotation, biological process: miRNA processing. Gene Ontology annotation, molecular function: metal ion binding; protein binding; miRNA binding. NCBI's taxonomy places the organism in Eukaryota, Metazoa, Chordata, Mammalia, Perissodactyla, Rhinocerotidae. The record is from RefSeq and is a predicted model, not a curated record.